UCACCACUUUGGGCUGAGAUCCAUCUCCAGUCAGGUGUCCAACGGGAGCAGAGCCGAGGUGACUCGGGACCAGGGAAUGGGCAGCUGACCAGUUCGGAGCCACGUCAGGUCCAGCAGCUGGUGGAAACCGGGACACCAAGCACCCAGCCAACAAAAGAUGUCUGACUCUGAGACAGCCGUCCCGAGGAAACCCUCACUGAGCGACGCCCAGGUGGUGGAGUUGGUCGGACGGUUGUACAGCCUGGAGGUCUCAGAGGUUCAACCGAUGCCCAGUUACAGGGACCAGAACUUCCGUGUCCUGGUACCUGAGCCCCAGGGGAGUGGGGAUCACACGAAGAGCUACGUCCUCAAAGUGCUGAACGCGGUCGACAGCCAAGACGCAGAUUUGGCGGAAGCGCAAACGCAAGUCAUGAUGUUCUUGAACCAGAAAGGUUUUCCCUCCUCCACACCCAUCCCAACCACUGACGGAAGGAUUAUGUCACUGGAGACAAUCAGUUGUGGCCAGGAAUAUAAGACCCACAUAGUCCGCUUGCUGACCUACUUACCAGGAACUCCACUGCAGAAAAUCCCUGCAGACCCACAGACCUUGUACAAAGUCGGGCGAACUCUUGCUCAGAUUAACAAGGUUCUGAAAGAAUUCCAGCACCCCACCCUGAGGAGCCUGCAGCGAGAUUCUUUCAUCUGGAAUGUUUCAAAUAUUGACCAGCUGAAGAAGUACCUGUAUGCAGUGAGGGAUGACAGUGAUCGCCAAGCUGUGGAGCAAAUUAUCCAGCAAACUAUGGAGAAUGUACUUCCAAAUACCAGCAACUUUCGUGAAAGUGUUAAUCACGGAGACUUCAGUCACACCAACGUUUUAGUGCAGCCUCUUCUUUCAUCAGCUGAUCGCUCUAACCCAGGCCACCGGCAGCAGGAGUUGGACAUUUCUGGUAUCCUGGACUUCGGUAACAUGAGCUGUGGUUACUAUGUGUGUGAUGUGGCCAUAUGUAUAAUGUACAUGAUGCUGGAGAACAGUGAUCCCAUGCGUGUUGGGGGCCACGUUCUCACGGGCUUCGAGAGUGUGAUCCCUUUAUCUCGCCAGGAGAGGGAUGCCUUGUACUUGCUGGUUCUUUGCAGGUUUUCUCAGUCGCUGGUUUUAGCACAGUACGCUGUUCAGCUUUACCCAGACAAUGAAGAGUACCUUCUCACCACAUCAAGAACUGGCUGGAAGCUUUUGCACCAACUCUGGCAGCUGGGUAAAGAAGCAGUGGAGAAGGUUUGGUUUGAGACGGCCGAGUCCUACCUCACUCUGUGACACCCCCCCUGGUUCUGAGGAGACCCAGGCAUGACAGCCUCUUGAAGGAUGCCCACGUAUUUAAGAGAAACAUCACUAAAAUACAAUCAGGGCAACACAUCCACCUCCUGAAAUUAUAUCACUGCUCUGUUAGUAAAAUUUAGACUGGUUUUCAAACCAUCAGGUCUGCCUUUCUGUCACUUUAGAAACUGCAACUGAUUUAACAGGCCAACCUGUCUACAGUCACUCACUCCAGAAUCUGCCUUGCCCAAACCUGAAUUGGUGUAUCCAGCCACCGUGAGGUGGGACACUUGGUGAAUGGUCUCACUGACCUCCGAGUCUGAUUGUCCUGCAGAUACCGGAGACCAGUUCACAGCAUUAGUCUCUAAAUCACAUACAAUUGCUAAGUACAUAAUGGGUGAUCUUUCCAGCAGGUUUGGGUUUGUAGAAAUUCUACCAAAACUCCUCGGGACAUUGAUUUCUGGUGAUUUUGGACUGAGUUACUUAUACUGUGGGUAGCUGAAUUGUCACCCAAGGAUCUGCAGUGAAAUGCUCUCUGAGGACUAAUUAGCACAAGAUGAUCAUACUGUGCAGUAGUUAGGGGAGAUUCUUCUCCUUGAUAGUCUGUUUCCCGAAGAUUUUCCUUCCUGGAGUAACUUCAGAUUUCAUUUGUCUCCUAUUUCAGCUCCACCUGGCGCCUCUUGUCAUUCAGCAGCCUUUGCCGAUCUCUCCCAAGGAGCCCCACCCCCCACUUCCAUCAUCAGUCCUGCUCCCCUCCAUCCAUCCCCGCUUCGCAGCUUCAAACUCCUUAACUUUUCCCAGUUCCAGUGAAAGAUCAUCGACAUGAAAUGUUAACUCUCUUUUCCACUGUGGUAUUUCCAGCAUUUUAAAAUUUUUAUUUCUUUUUAUAUCAUCCAGUUAUGGACAGAUAUGGUGCUGGGGCGGAUAUGGUGCUGGGAUGGAUAUGGUGCUGGGGCGGAUAUGGUGCUGGGGCGGAUAUGGUGCUGGGACGGAUAUGGUGCUGGGGCGGAUAUGGUGCUGGGAUGGAUAUGGUGCUGGGGCGGAUAUGGUGCUGGGGCGGAUAUGGUGCUGGGACGGAUAUGGUGCUGGGGCGGAUAUGGUGCUGGGACGGAUAUGGUGCUGGGAUGGAUAUGGUGCUGGGGCGGAUAUGGUGCUGGGACGGAUAUGGUGCUGGGAUGGAUAUGGUGCUGGGGCGGAUAUGAUAUGGACAAAGAUCAUGAUAUAGAACAAUACAGCACAAUACAGGCCCUUCAGCCCACCAUGUUAUGCUGACCUUUAAACCACGCCUAAGGCUAUCUAACCCCUUCCUCCCACAUAUCCCCCUAUUUUAAAUUCCUCCAUAUGCUUAUCUAACAAUCUCUUGAAUUUGACCAACAUACCUGCCUCCACCACCACCCUGGAUAUGGAUGGAUAGGAUGAGACGGCACUCCUGGUGCUACCACCCAAAACCCUGAAAGACAUGGAAAUAUAAUCAUUCUAAAACAUGAGUUGUGUAUACAUUUUAUGUUGUAAUUUCUGUACCCAGGAUGAUUAAAAUGUGAUCAACAAUGUUCAGUUAUUGAAAGUCCUGUUUCCUUUCCCUUGAGAUUACAGUG
This is a messenger RNA of Pristis pectinata (smalltooth sawfish), 2886 nucleotides long. Its product is annotated as hydroxylysine kinase-like. The record is from RefSeq and is a predicted model, not a curated record. The coding region runs from base 158 to 1291 and encodes 377 amino acids. The transcript has 5 exons. NCBI's taxonomy places the organism in Eukaryota, Metazoa, Chordata, Chondrichthyes, Rhinopristiformes, Pristidae. Gene Ontology annotation, molecular function: amino acid kinase activity.